UCUUCCCCAUCCGCUCUCUCUCUCUAUCUCCUUCCCUCUGCAACCCAUUCCGUCUUCCCCCUCACCACCACAAGCCACCCCCAGACCCCGUUUCCGCUGAUGAUAGUGUAGAGCCAUGGUGGCGGAGCGCGUCGUCACGGUGGAGUACCUGGAGCCGACCAUGUCACGGGAGCUCCUCGGCAAGUUCCCGGACAACUCCGCCUUCGACUUCGAUUACUCCCAGAGCGGGAUAUGGUCUCCCCUGCUCCCCCGCGGCAUCGAUGACGUCCGGAAGAAACUCUUAGCCGGAUCUCCAGUGACGCUCCGAAGAGUGAAAGCAAAGCUCGCGUACAAGAAGCGGAAGCAGAAGAGGCCGAGUGCUAUUAGGAAGAGCUUAGAUUUCUCUCCGGUUCCUUCUCCUAAACUGGGGUGGAAGAGGGUGCUGAGAGCAGCCGCGAAGCGCUUCAAGGUCCAUGCAAGAUCGCCGCUGCAGAUGAUGCUGCCCACAUUGUGACCCGAUAAACAGUUGCCUGCUCAACUGGCGUAUCGGAUCUCCACCGCAAUUGCUGUAGCCAUUUGUUUGUUUUCGUUCCUGCAUCAUGCAGAUU
Molecule: messenger RNA, 587 nt
Organism: Musa acuminata subsp. malaccensis (wild Malaysian banana)
Lineage: Eukaryota; Viridiplantae; Streptophyta; Magnoliopsida; Zingiberales; Musaceae
Source: RefSeq, a predicted model, not a curated record